Messenger RNA from Brachypodium distachyon (stiff brome), 3339 nucleotides. RefSeq names its product protein FAM135B. Bases 498 to 2930 code for a protein of 810 amino acids. NCBI's taxonomy places the organism in Eukaryota, Viridiplantae, Streptophyta, Magnoliopsida, Poales, Poaceae. The transcript has 14 exons. The record is from RefSeq and is a predicted model, not a curated record.
UGUCUCUCCUCUCCGUCUCCUCUCUCACCAGCUCCACCGCCGCCAUCUCCUCCUCCUCCUCCUCCUCCCACUUCGCCUCCGAUCUCUCCGCGCUCCGGCGAGCCGUUGCCCACCAACCAGCCGGGAGCCAGCCCCCACGCGCGUCGGUGCCGCCCUCGCGAGGUCGCGCCGCAGCCAUUAGAUAUACUGACUUAUUCCUUGCCUCCGCUAGUCCGCUUCCUCCCGAUCUGACGGAUCAGCAAAGCCCCACUGACCAGGGAGCCCGCUCUUCUCCCCCUCCGCCGCCGCGGGCCUCCUUUCUCCCCAGCCGCCUCGCUUGGCCUCGCCUGCCUGGCGGCCGCCGCCGGUUUAAGCCGCUCGUCUCGUACUGGUGCGACGGCUUGUCCAGAAGGUCUGCGAAGUCCGAACCCUAGGAAUUGUUGUUGGCGGAGGUUGGAGCUCGCUGUAGCCCGUGGGAUCGAGGCAGUAAUGCGCGGAUCGGGGCGGGCGGCGCGGCCAUGUUGGGCCGCAUGAACUGCCUCGUCGGCGGCGGCGUCGUCGACCAGGGCAGCCCGCGCGGAGCGGCCAGGAGGGUCUCGCCGGCGUCCGGCCGCGUGCACAACGCCGCCGCCGCGGGGCCGGCGGACAAGGGGGCGGUCUGCUUCCGCCCGCCGCACGUCAUGGAGACGGUGCACGAGGUGGCCGUCUACAUCCACCGCUUCCACAACCUCGAUCUGUUCCAGCAAGGAUGGUACCAGAUGAAGAUUAGUGCAAUGUGGGAGGAGGGUGCUAGUGGUGGCAAGACACCGGCUUCGCCCGCUAGGGUCGUCCAAUACGAAGCUCCUGAUGUCGGUGCGGAUGAUGCGUUAGGCAUUUGGAAAAUAGAUGACGCUGAUAAUAGCUUCUACACACAGCCAUUUCGAAUCAAGUAUGCUCGACAGGACAUCUACCUAUCAGUUAUGGUGUCUUUCAACAUAUUCAACACUGAAGAAGAGGGCCCAGCAGUUUCUGCCGUGAUAUUAAAGUAUGAGCUUAUAUAUGCCCCAACACUGGAGAAUGGGUCUGAUAUUCAAGGUUCUAGUGUCACAUCUUCAGCCGCUGUGCAUGAAUUUAGGAUCCCGCGUAAAGCACUCCUGGGCUUACACACAUAUUGUCCAGUUCACUUUGAUGCCUUCCAUGCUGUCCUCGUCGAUCUGACAUUGCAUAUAGUGUACCUGAAAGCUGGUGCAAAUAAAUCAUCAUUGAAGAUACCAGAACAAGGUUUACACCCAGCAUCACAUCACAUUGUAAAGGCAUUAUUAACUUCAAGGGAAAUGCUACUUGAAGAACUGAAGAAAAUAAGUGAUGCUGUUGGUAAAACAAUUGAAGAUUUAGAUGUCACUGACUUAAAUCUUGGUAAAUAUGAGUCACUUCAGCCUCCAAAAUCAGUCCUUCCUGAUUCUGGUAAAGUGUUCCCAGUAACUACAAAGGGUGUUGGGCACUUGGCUGGCAUUUUACAUGACUUUCUGGAGCGACCCAAUGGUGUUGUUGAUGGCACUAGCGAUAUGCUGUAUACUCUUUCCAAUGAAGAGUUGUUGGAAUUGUUUCUUACCGUGAGCAGCCAACUUUCACUUCUAUGGAACACGUUCUUGAAAUUUCAUAGGAUAAAUAAAACCAAGAUAUUGGAUUACUUGCGUGAUAUUUGGGCCAUUGACAGGAAAGCAGAGUGGUCAAUAUGGACUAAUCACUCGAGAAUCGAGAUCCCACACCGCUAUUUGCGAAGUAUCGGUGAUGACCCAUCUCAUCGCCAUUCCCUUCUGAGAGUUUCUGGUUCAAGGAAGUUCCAUGAAGAUCCUGUACAAAACUCUGCAUCGCGGGCUGAACUACAUAGGAAAAGCAUAGCACAAAUGAAGAUCAACACAAGGUCUGUUCAAGAUAUGCAUAUAUAUGCCGAUCCUUCACGUGUUCCUGUCAUUCUUAUAGAACAGCAUGUUAUGGUUGUUCCACAACAUGGUUCUAGCAAGGAUUUGCCAUCAACUUCUUCAGAACAGAAGGAUACUAUCGUACUACCUAAACUACAAGGAGAGUCUUCGGCUCAGAAAAAUACUAGUGGUAAAAAAGGUGGACGCAUAUUGCGAGCUGUCAUCUUUGUGCAUGGGUUUCAGGGGCACCAUUUGGAUUUACGUCUUGUUAGAAAUCAAUGGCUUUUAUUGGAUCCUGGAGCUGAAUGCCUAAUGUCCGAGGCUAACGAGGAGAAAACAUCUGGAGAUUUUAAAGAAAUGGGUAGUAGGCUUGCUGGGGAGACUGUUGCAUUCCUAAAAAAGAAAGUGGAUAAGCUUGCAAGAUAUGGAGGCUGCAAAGAAUUGAAGCUUAGUUUUGUUGGCCAUUCCAUUGGAAACGUUAUCAUCAGAACUGCCUUAGCAGAUCCUCAAUUAGAGCCGUACUUGAAGAACCUCUACACAUACAUGUCGAUAUCAGGACCUCACUUAGGUUACUGGUACAGUUCAAAUUCUUUAUUCAAUUCUGGUCUUUGGCUUCUAAAAAAGCUCAAGGGAGCACAAUGCAUCCAUCAGCUCACUUUCAGUGAUGAUCAAGACCCCCUGAAUACCUUCUUUUAUAGGCUUUGUAAGUUGAAGACACUGGAAAACUUCAAAAAUAUCAUAUUGUUAUCGUCACCUCAGGAUGGGUAUGUACCAUAUCACUCCGCAAGAAUCGAGCUCUGCCCUGCUGCAUCAUCCGACAAUUCAAGGAAAGGCCAAGUCUUCACAGAAAUGCUCAAUAAUUGCUUAGAUCAGAUCCGUGCACCCUCGUCUGAAACCCGGAUAUUCAUGCGGUGCGAUGUCAAUUUUGACCAAUCUGCCCAUGGACGAAACCUCAACACCAUGAUUGGCAGAGCAGCCCACAUAGAGUUCCUGGAGACUGACAUCUAUGCCAAAUUCAUCAUGUGGUCCUUCCCUGAGCUUUUUCGAUGACAAUGUCUCUUCUUUGGAAUACCGUCAUACUCAGAAACCAAAACCAAAUACUGCACUACUGACCAAGCAAGGAAGAUAAAUAUUUCACCAGAGUGAUCCUUCACUCAGAUGGGUAGCAGCACUGUAAAGUUCACUAGCAGCGAUGUUUUUUUCCAGCUUGUUAGGUUUGAUUGUAUAAAUAGUUGAUUUGUUCAUUUUCGAUUUAUAGCGCGGUAGAUGUACCACCUCUGCAUGUCGUCUGGUGUAUUUUUAACACUGCCAGUUUAGGAGGGUCUAACAAUCCAGUGAGAGUAUUGUCAAAAUAAGCAUGAUAUAUGUGUUUGAAUUUUAUCAUCAUACCGUGGUGAAAACCUCAGAUCAUUUGUAUUGUCUGGCAAAACCUGGAAACCCCAGGGCGCUAUUUCCUUUC